Molecule: messenger RNA, 11352 nt
Organism: Lymnaea stagnalis (great pond snail)
Lineage: Eukaryota; Metazoa; Mollusca; Gastropoda; Lymnaeidae
Source: the annotation of a GenBank genome assembly
GAUGACUAUUCCGAUUUACUGAGUUCGAUAAUAAAACAUGACAUGAAACUUUUCUUACUCACCCCCGUUUCUGCUAAAAACUGCAGAUACAAAGAUCUUUAUGGGAGUUCGCUGAUACAAAUGUGGAAUAUGCAGUCAAACGAGAAGAUCUUCGCUAAGGCUCUUCGCACUACUCUCAUUGUUUUGUUUAUUCUUCAGUUGGUAAGUGAUAGUUACUGGCUAAUUAAGUCAUUUAAUUGUGCGAAUAAGGCAGGAACAGAAUCAAUAAUUCAAUCAAAAUUGAUUAGAAAUCAUUUAACUAAUACUAAUAUACUAUUAUUAUACUUACCUUAUUAAGUUUUGAAAAUAUAAAGUAGUUAAACUCAGGAGGAACAAUAGACAAUAAGAGACUAUAGACCUAGAAGUCAACAAAAGUUGUCCAAAGUUUGUUUUGUAUCGCAACAUGACAUUAGUAUUAGUAGGUCCUAUGCCUAUACUAUGGACCAGUAUUGACCAUGGACGAGAUGGUUAUAGUUAUACCGUUAUAGUUAUAUUAUUUAAAAUUUAAAUAAAAUAAAGAGACUCUUACUGAAGACUGAAGUAAAUCAUACUCAUACUCUUAUUAUUCUAUUAGUAAUUAGUAUUUAAGUAGUAUUGACAGUAUUGGUCUUAUUUAGUUGUAGUUGUAGUAUUUGAGUUUGACUGAAUCACUGGGUGCCAUUUAAAUUUUAAUAUGAGUAUGAGUAGGCCUAAUUAAAGUCUUUUACUUUUAGGCUAGCAUAGGCAAAAUUAUAAUUUCCUUGACAAAAUUUAUUUUAAUGAAUGGUGCGCCUCCCCCCCCCCCCCCCUUUUUUUUUUUUUUCCAUCCAAUAAAUUGCCAGGAACAUCAGAUGGUGACUCAUUAAUUUUAAUUUUAGCAUACUAAACUAAAUUUAAAGAGGUGAUCAUUAUUUAAGUGUUGUUAAAUUGAAAAUUCCAGUCGGCCCAUGCUUAUCCAGAUGGAACUACAUUAAAACACUUUACAGUUAAUCCAUCCAUGUCUGUGGCACUACAACCGGGCCCUUGUAGGGCAUUUGGCCUGCUUCCCCACUUCCUUCCAUGUAACCUACUUGGGGCUUUUCUUUUCCAUGUCUGAAUUUCCAGCUGCUGUAGAUCUUUUUCCACAUCAUCCAUCCAUCUAAGCCUAGGUCUGCCUUUGAGCCGUUUGUCUCUGGGGUUUUGGUGGUGCACCCACUUCACUCCUCUGUCAUUUGGAGUUUUUUUUAAGUGUCCCGCCUAGAGAAGCCUGCCCUUGUUUUUGUCUGCUACUACUAUGGGGUUCUGAUAUAGUCUAUACAAUUCCUGGUUGGUUCGUAUUCUCCAUUCAGAGGCGUAGCGUGGUGGGGGCAGGGGGGUACAGAUGUCCCCGGGCGCGAGCUAGUUAGGGGCGCCAAAAUAUGCUUUGAUAUUAUUUUAUUGAUGAAAAUAAUGGGUUUGAGAGUUGAAAAAAAGAAAAAGGGGCGCUAAAAAUGGAUCUUGUCCCCGGGCGCCAAACACCGUCGCUACGCCACUGUCUCCAUCCAUAUUCAUCCUUAGUUUGUUCUUAUAUUUUCCAUGUUUAAUAAGUUUUCUACUCUCUUCGUUUCACUUGUGUAUUUUACAACUGGUAUGAUUACAGUUUUAUAUGUAGUUUUCUUUGUUUUUCUUGUAAUGGUUUUUAAUUUUUAGUAUUUUGUGUUACUGAAGUAUGCCCCGUUUCCUGCCAAUAUUCUUUCUUUUAUUUCUAUUAGUAAUUCAUUUCUUUCAUUUAUUAAGGAUUCUAGAAAUUUCAAUUUAUUUAAUUAUUCAUAAGUGUGGUUUCUAAUUUUAAUUUUUUCAUUUGUCUGUUCUUCUCUUAACAUAGUCAUGUUUUUUGGUUGUAAACGUCCAGUCCUGCUUUGAGUGAUACAUUGUCUAAUUUAAUAAAAGCUUGUGAAAGGCUUUUUCUACUGUUUCCUUACCUGGCUAUGUCUUCAGCAUAUUCAAAAUACUGAAGGGGUUGGUUGUAGAGAGUGUCUAUUGGUCGUUGGUCUUGGGUUGUCCCUUCAGAAAGUGUCCUGUGAUUGUUUUUGAGUGUCAAUAUGUUUGCUUCUUAUAACCCUAAUGUUGGGUUAUAUAGCAUACAAGACAGUGAGUCUCCUUGUCGUAUGCCUCAUCUAAUCUGAAAUUUCUUGAAGUCUCCCUGAACCUUGAUUUUGCUUUUUGAGUUGUUUAAUGUUAUAUGUAUCAGUCAUAUUAGUUUUUUGGGUUUGCCAAACUCCAGCAGAGUCUUAUAUCGAUAUUUAUUUUUGAUUCUGUCAUAGGCCAUUUUAUAGCCCACACAGAGUUGGUGUACGGUACUGGGGUGUUAUAUUCUUAACAUUUUUCUAAUAGACAAAUGACAGUGAAAAUAGUAUCAGUCAAUGUUCUGUUUUGUCAAAGUCCUCAUUGGUAGUCGCCUAGUAUAUGUUCAGUGUACAGUUUUAUUCUCAUAGCAAUUAGUUUUUUCAGUAUUUUGUAUGUAACAUUUAAAAGGAACAUUCCUUGUUGUUUGUGCAUUGAAAUUUGGAAACUUUUUUGUGUAUUGGGGUUAUAGUGCUGUUCCCAUUCUGUUUGAAUUUUCUCUUCUUGCCAAAUUGUAUUUAUAAGUUAUGUGUAUGAGUGUGUUUUUCUGUUUCUCCAUAUUUAAUCAGUUCUGCUGUGAUGAGGUCUUCUCCAGUUGUUUUUCAUAGACUUUAUUACUUCUGUAGUUUCUUCCAAAUUUGGGGAGUUUAUGAAAGGGUUUGGUCCUCCAUGUCCAUGUGGAGGUUGAUCAUCUUCAUCUUGUCCACUGUCUGCAUUUAGUAUGCCCUCAAAAUAUUCAGCCUACCUGUCCAGUACUUUACUAUUUUUGGUAAAUAAUUCACCAGCAUUGAUCUCAUGCAUUUGAUGUUAUCUAUUAUUGAAGUCUUUUAUUUAUGUACCGGGUACAUUUAUAUUUCUCUCCCUUGAUCGGUAUUCUAUUUCUUUUAAUAUAGCUUUUUUUUUCCAUUCCCUUUCCUUCUUCCAGUACAUUUUUGUGUUGUUUCUCGUUUCAUUGUAUAUUUGUCUCGUCUUUCUGGUUUCCCUUUGUAUCAUGGUCAUUCAUGCAUUGAACCUUUCUUUGACAGUCUCUCUGCAUCCAUUAUCAAACCAGCCUACUCUAUUGUUAGUUAGCGGUAAUCCUACUACUUUUUCUGUUGAUCCUUUCCUAGCAUUUUUUAUCCUAAACCACUGUUCAUUUGUUUUUUUCCCCUGUUUAUAUUCGCCUGUAAUGCUUCUAGUUAUGCUUGUACUUUAUUUUGGUAAGCUAUUGCGGUUAGUGGGUCUUUGGUAAGCUUUUGGUAAUCAUAUACUGGUAGUUCUCUUUUGACUUUGGCUGUUAUGUAUUAUGCUUAUUCUCUGCUUAUAUUUAACUAUUUAACCCUUAUAAGUAGAUGGUCAGAGUCUGCAUCUGCUCCUUGAUAGCUACUUACAUCUGAUCCAUACCUAUUGUUGAUUAGAACGGGGUCAAUUUGGUUGUGAGUGAUUCGAUAUGAUGAUCGCUAUUUUAAUUUCAUGUUGUGGUACCUCCCCGUAGAUCUUUUCCAGCAUCUCAUUAAAGGAUUCUUUUAUCUGACCUUCUGUAUCUUCAGUGGGAGCAUGAAUAUUUAUAAAUGCUUUAUUAAAUAUUUUUCCCUCAUAUACAAAGAAUACAGUUUUUUUAAUUCUCUGGUUUAAAACCUAUGACUGCAAUGAUGACUUCUCUCUUCACUGCAAGUCCAAUUCUAAGAGUGUUAGUGUUGUUGCCACUAUACAAUAUGGUGUAGUCUUUUGUUUUCAGGAUGUGGGAAUUUUUUCAAUUGAAUUUCUUGGAAUGCAGCAAUAGAGAUUUUAUAAUAAAUUAGUUGAUCUAUUAGUUGGCUAAGGCUCCUGCUCUAAACAUGCUUAGUACAUUCCAGGUGGCAAUAAAAAAAAUUAUGUCCAUAUCCAGGCAUAUUGUUGAUUUCUAUUAGAAUCAGUCUGGGUUUUAUAUUGUUUGUCUUUUGUAACGAUUGUCUUUACAUGGCCGGGUUGGUAGCCCUGCACACUACCGUCUGAGGGUCUGCCUCUUACCGCUCUCUUGGUAGCUGCCUUAAUUUUGGGGUAAAGUUCCCUAGCCUUCGUAGAUGCCUCCACUUCCUACAAGGCAGUAGGUUCUGAUUUUGGUCCGCAUCGGGUAUUUUAUUUCCCCAGUACCCACCAUAUCUGGUGGGCUUUUCCCUAUCCACCACCUGGUGAAGUGCUCUAUGCAAGAUCAGUAUUUACGCAAACGUUAGAAAAAGUAUUUAUUUAUUUUUCAAAUAGUUUGUCUUAUAUUUUCGUUGAUAUUAAAAAGGAUUCUUAGUUUUUCAUUUAUACCACAAUGGCGCUGUUAAUAACAAAAGAUGCAUGUACUUUUUUGAUCUCUUCCAUUUAUUUAACAGUUUAUAUUUUGUGACAAAAAGACAAUAUUUGAUUUAUAAGUCUGUUUAAUAACGAAACAAGUUGAUUAUUGACAAAGAAUAAAUUCAACCAUGAAACAAAAAAAUGUGUUUACAUUAGCAUUUAAUUUAAUACGCUAAAAUAAGAGAUCACCCCAUCACAUGAAACCAAAUUAUUUAUUUUCAGUAUUUUUUAAAUUAUUUUUUCCAUUGAAUAAAUAUGUUCUAUCUUUUUAUACAGUUAAGCACAGUCGAAAGACAAAUCUUCGAUUUCCUGGGUUACAUGUGGGCACCUAUCAUUGGCAACUUCUUUCAGAUAAUUGUUGUCAUCCUUGGCAUUUUUGGAGCAUGUAAUUUUUACAGGUCUUUUAUUGUUGUGGUAAGUAUUAGGGUUAGAGUAUUUUUCUACAGGCUUACGUAACUAUAUCUGAGAAAUAAUCCAUGCAUUGGAAUAAUAGUGUAUGUUCCUACACAAGCAACUUAAAAAAAUUAGCAAUGUACACAUCAGCUUUCCAAUGUGCCACUUGUGUGCUCUAUGUAUAACAUAAUUAAUUGGAUAUCAUUGUACCACUUGUGUGCUCAAUGUGUGGCAAAAUUGAGGUCACAUUAUAAAGAAACGGGAAUUUGUUUUUAAUGUUCUAAUCCUUGAGAUGAUCCACUUUUCAGUAUGCAACUUGGAACUUGUUGUGGCUCGGUUGGAAUAUAUUUGUCAUCUGCCUCUAUUUGGAAGUUGGAAUAUUGAAUAGGGUAAGUAAGAACAGCAAAAUAAUGAAUUCUAAACGGUAAAAUAAAGAACUCUUACACUGUAAAAUAAAGAACUCUAAACGGUAAAAUAAGGAAAUCAUUUACAGGAAAAUAAUGUCUCCUGUUUUUUUAUAUUACUUGUUGACAAACAUUUCUAUUCCAAAUAAUGGACACAUCUCGACUCUUUAACAAAGCAACACAUUCAUCGACAUUGGGCAUUUACCUUACAAUUUUAUGUAGCAUCCACGAAUUUCACUUUUAAAACAAAUAAAACUAUAGACCGGUAGUAUGAAACAAAUAAAACUAUAGACCGGUAGUGUGAAACAAAUAAAACUAUAGACCGGUAGUAUGAAACAAAUAAAACUAUAUACCGGUAGUAUGAAGUAAAAUUCCUUGAUUUGAAUAUGUUUCAGAAUUUGCGAGAGCUACAUUUUAUUUGACUAUAUUUCAGAAUCGUGAGCGCUACAUUUUGACAAUAGGCACAGAGGGUAAGAGCUGGUGGCUGGAGCACGGCAUUGGAUGUGAGGUGACCAACUCUAGUUGGGACGAUGGGGAGAUGGACUCUGGCCGCAGAGUCCCACCUGAAGCCUAUGUUGUUGGUUGUAUUCUACAAUAUUACUAUGUUGAAGUAAUCCAUGCGGCUGUGCAGUGCAUUUUAUCAGUAAGUCAGAGAUUCAUUCAUUGAUAUAUUUAAGAUAAUUAAAUGGUGUACUUUUUUUGGUUGUCUAUAGACAGGAAGUAGAUGGACCUAACGGCCAUCUUUGUUGUUCAAGAUCACUUCUGUCUUAUUGAUUUGAAUCAUAAAGGAUGUUACAAGGCUACACUUGGAUACCACAAGGGUGUUACCAGGCUACACUUGGAUACCACAAGGGUGUUACCAGGCUACACUUGGAUACCACAAGGGUGUUACCAGGCUACACUUAGUUACCACAAUGAUAUUACCAGGCUACACUUAGUUACCACAAGGGUGUUACCAGGCUACACUUAGUUACCACAAGGGUGUUACCAGGCUACACUUAGUUACCACAAGGGUGUUACCAGGCUACACUUAGAUACCACAAGGGUGUUACCAGGCUACACUUAGUUACCACAAGGGUGUUAUCAGGCUACACUUAGUUACUACAAGGGUGUUACCAGGCUACACUUGGUUACCACAACAGUGUUACCAGGCUACACUUAGUUACCACAAAGAUGUUACCAGGCUACACCUGUAUACCAUCUAGGGUGUUAUCAGGCAACACCUGUAUACCAACAGGGGUGUUGUCAGGCUACACCUGUAUACCAACAGGGGUGUUGUCAGGCUACACCUGUAUACCAACAGGGGUGUUGUCAGGCUACACCUGUAUACCAACAGGGGUGUUGUCAGGCUACACCUGUACACCAUCUAGGGUGUUGUCAGGCUACACCUGUACACCAUCAAGGGUGUUGUUAGGUUACAUUCAGGGUGGUCUUAAGCUAUAAUGAAUUGGUUGUUUGCAUAGUCCUUGUUGAACUUUGGUGGUUUUCACAAGUUCAUUCAAUAUGAUUUGACCACUGUGGGUAACUGAGUGAUGGCUUAGUUUUCAACUUGAUACUGGUAGUGUGUAGAUAGUGAUGUUCUGAUUGGGUCCCCUUAUUGCACAAGGAGGAUUUAUUUAACACUAUAGAGUAUACCUUUGAUGUCAGCCAACAUGUACUCUUAACUUAAAGAAAUAUAAGUACCUAUUACCUAUUUCGUGUACCUAUUACUCAUUGUGUGUACUUAUUACUUAUUUUAUGUACCAGUUGCCUAUUUUGUAUUACUGUGCAUCAUUAAAAAGUAACUAUAAUCUAUUUUGUAAUGCAGUCCAUAGCUUAAGUGUACAGAUAACCUAUUUUGGCAUUGGUACAAAACUAAAGUGUCAUAAUCUAUUUUGCAUUGGUACUGAACUAAAGUGUCAUAACCUAUUUGGCAUUGGUACAGAACUAAAGUGUCAUAACCUAUUUGGCAUUGGUACAGAACUAAAGUGUCAUAACCUAUUUUGGCAUUGGUACAAAACUAAAGUGUCAUAAUCUAUUUUGCAUUGGUACUGAACUAAAGUGUCAUAACCUAUUUGGCAUUGGUACAGAACUAAAGUGUCGUAACCUAUUUGGCAUUGGUACAGAACUAAAGUGUCAUAACCUAUUUGGCAUUGGUACAGAACUAAAGUGUCGUAACCUAUUUGGCAUUGGUACAGAACUAAAGUGUCGUAACCUAUUUGGCAUUGGUACAGAACUAAAGUGUCGUAACCUAUUUGGCAUUGGUACAGAACUAAAGUGUCAUAACCUAUUUGGCAUUGGUACAGAACUAAAGUGUCGUAACCUAUUUGGCAUUGGUACAGAACUAAAGUGUCAUAACCUAUUUGGCAUUGGUACAGAACUAAAGUGUCAUAACCUAUUUGGCAUUGGUACAGAACUAAAGUGUCGUAACCUAUUUGGCAUUGGUACAGCACUAAAGUGUCGUAACCUAUUUUGCAUUGGUACAGCACUAAAGUGUCGUAACCUAUUUGGCAUUGGUACAGAACUAAAGUGUUGUAACCUAUUUUGCAUUGGUACAGCACUAAAGUGUCGUAACCUAUUUUGCAUUGGUACAGAACUAAAGUGUCGUAACCUAUUUUGCAUUGGUACAAAACUAAAGUGUCGUAACCUAUUUGGCAUUGGUACAGAACUAAAGUGUCAUAACCUAUUUUGCAUUAAAGAAAAAAUCUCUUAGUAUACACAUGUUGUAAUACAGAACAAAUGUAAAGUGUACAUAUUUUGUAUUACAGAACAAAUUAAAGUGUGUACAUAUGUUGUAAUACAGAACAAUUCUUAAGUGUACACAUUGUAUUACAGUACAAAGUGUGCACAUUGUAUUACAGUACAAAGUGUGCACAUUGUAUUACAGUGCAAAGUGUGCACAUAUGUUGAAUGAAAUGACUAAAGAAUCCCAAUAACUUGUUCAUUUUGUCCACAGCUCGGAGGUUUUGUUGCUUCCCUUGUUUGCAUUUAUUCAUUUAUUGAGGAGAACGAUGCAAGUAAGUACUCUUUAUCACCUGGCUCUGAAACGUGUGCUUAUCGGUCAGCUUACAAUGACCACAUAGAUUCCUCCAUGCUCCUAACUCCGCGCACUCGACGCUUCCAUUCUCACCAGCAUUUACCUUCUCUUCCCGAUGUUGCUUUUCCGUAUUCACCUUUAUCUCAGAAAGUCCUCGGUGUCCCACCUCCGAACAGAGUGUUUGGCGGCACACCUCGAAACCGAGCAUACGGUGUCUCUAGUUCUACUGAUUCUCCCCCAGUAACGGUGCCCAGACCCAGAGUCAGCUACUUACCGUCACCUCUGUUCCAAGAGUUUGUCAACUUGUUCACCAGUCAGAAGACAUGCUCUUCCUUCUUUAAAUGGGACACUGCUGGUAAUCACCUUGACCAGUCAGCAAGGCUGGAAUUAAGAGAUGUACCAACUGAAGACAUGAUGGAGUCUAUGUAUAAAUACAACAUCCCAGAUGCUACUGUCAUGCUGAGCCUGGGCUCACUAGACUUAGAGCCGGACGAUGUCUUUGUUCUUCAGACAGAAUUGUAACUCGCUGGAAAAGGAAAAAAAAUGCCAGUCAAAAUUGUAGAACCAUUAAUCUUCAAACUGGCCAGAAAUACAUUUAAUUUACACAUGGAAAAUUGGUUGACAUUGUUUUAGCUUUAGUAUUGAUAGCCUACUCAGGUGCAAGUUUUAGAAUAAACCUAUCUCUCAUUUUUCAUUAACUAUCAACUCGUGUGAAUAAACCUAUCUCUCAUUUGUCAUUAACUAUCAAAUCGUGUGAUUAAACCUUUCUCUCAUUUGUCAAUGACUCUCAACCCGUGGGCAAGUACAACUCAUGUUCAGUCAUAGGCCCUGAAGGCUGAGUAUAUUUUUUUUUUUUUGUUACUCUUAACAAAGUUCUGGUUUAUAAUUUAUAACACAAACAAAUACUUGUUCAUUUCUGUCAGUGGUGCAAGAUAUCUCAGAUUGGGCACCACUAAAUUAGUGCAAGAUAUCUCAGAUUGGUCUACAAUAUAUUAGUGCAAGAUAUCGCAGAUUGCUUUAAACUAAAACUAAACUAAAACUCUGGACAUACCGUUACCAUAUUUUAUCCAAUCCAUCAUCUCUUGCACUGUGGGAAAAUGAAACGGCCGCAAUGUUACUCUUCUAACAUUAAUUUGCUGUUCAUUUGAUGCUAAUAUUUCUGAGUUGUUUUGGCUAAUCUGUACCGGUAAUUCUGAAUUACUUUUCUCAAAUGAGUUAGAACAAAAUAUUUUUGUUGUUGAAAGUACCUUUAUUAACAAAUGAUAAUUUUAUUACACCAAUACCAGAAUACCUAGUUGCCAUGGCAGCUACAAUAAUGAAUCAAAAUAAAUUAUCUUAAACUUAAACAUGGGUUUAAAUUUUAGACAAAAGCAUUUAUUUGUCCACAUGUAUGUAGAAUCAUAUGUUCAAGAAUCAGUGACGAAGGAAGUGGGGUGCUGAGGGCUGCCCCCCCCCCGGGGCAGCAGUUUUUACUUUGUAAGGUGGGGCUGCUUUUUCUGCAAACUGCAUUGUCCCCCCCAUGGAAGGGGGCUGGACUGGGGCAGCACUAACCCUGCCAAGAAUACACUCUAAUGUUCCGAUGUACCGGUACUUUUUAUAGCAUUAGAAAUCUAGUUUUAUUUCUUCUGUUGAAUAAAGGGAACAAGUGCUUGUCUAACUGUACACAAAACUAAUUUUUACUUUUCCCAAUAGCUCAAGAUACAAAAAUGGAUAUCAAAAUAUUUUUAAUUUAAACAUUUUAAGGUCAUUGGGACUUGAUGUAAAUUUUAAAAUGAUAACCUUCUUAAAACUCAUUGAUUUUCUACAGUGAGUUCAGCCAAUGAUGAGUUGGAGUUUGUCAAAAUGCGCUACAGAACUCCCACACACAUGGCUGCGUACAGAGAUGACAGAGAUGACAUGGCAUUCGACAAUAUCAACCUUACAACGGAUACAUUACCACAUUCCAACCCCGUACCCAGGCAGCGGGGCGAGCGCGAGAUGCCCCCCAGCUACGACACUACCAUGAGGAAUGCUCACGCCACGGCCGCAGCCAACCACUAUUACGCCUCCGAGAGGCAAAGUGUCCGCAGCAAGGCCAGCACCAGGUCAAAAAGGUCGACUCACCGCCAGACCAGUGCAAACAGCAACAGUGUUACCUACAGUGAACCAGUCCGGGAUCUUCCAUGGGUGCAGAUUACACCAAUGUCUGACAGCCAUAUGAUCCGUAACUAUCCAUAACUCCCAGAGCUGUGUGAUUUAUUGUUAUCCAUCAAAACUCAAGUGUUAAAAGGACCUUUGUUCACUCUCUAAGAUAUUUUGUAAAUUUAUUAUUAAAAGCAAAAGACAUCUUUCAGCAUAUUAUAUCCUCAUAUUUCUGAUUAUACUGUAAAUCUUUUUAUCUGAUGUGAGUAUAUUUUUUUCCAUAUAUAUGUCUAAUGAGAGUACCGUAUAUUUUAUCUAUUUGUCUGAUGAGAGUAAAUUUUAUCUAUUUUUUUGGUCAUCAGAUGUCUGUAUGAGUAAUCUAUUUUGUAUUGUCCGAUGUGUGCUGUUUUUUUUCCAAGACAGCUCAAUCUUGUACUAGUUGAACGACAGUUCAGACUUGUACUUGUUGAACUGAUACAGCUCAGACUUGUACUUGUUGAACUGAGACAGCUCAGACUUGUACUUGUUGAGCUCAGACUGAGACAGCUCAGCUUGUUGAGCUCAGACAGCUCAGACUUGUACUGGUACUUGUUGAACUGAGCCUGAGACAGCUCAGACUUGUACUGGUACUUGUUGAACUGAGCCUGAGACAGCUCAGACUUGUACUUGUUGCACUGAGACAGCUCAGCUUGUUGAGCUCAGACAGCUCAGCUUGUUGAGCUCAGACAGCUCAGCUUGUUGAGCUUAGACAGCUCAAUCUUGUUCAUGUAUGCCUGCAGCAUCCGUCCAGUACAAGGCAAAUGAUCUUUUGGCAUCUGAGCUCAACUGAUCUACAAUCAAUUAGGCAGGUCAUCUCUUUGGCUUGGUUGUAACUUUGUCUCUCUCCUGGCACUUCAUUUGUCCACCAGCCUGAGGUGAUGAGAGUUAUGUCACUGUAUUGCUUGACCAAGAACUCUAUCUGUAUCAUACUUAGCUCAGUAGGUUAGUUGGUUAGCAUAGAGCAGAUUUUACAUGGGG